Molecule: messenger RNA, 788 nt
Organism: Bactrocera oleae (olive fruit fly)
Lineage: Eukaryota; Metazoa; Arthropoda; Insecta; Diptera; Tephritidae
Source: RefSeq, a predicted model, not a curated record
CUCCUGUGAGAAAUUUUCCAAUCAUAUGUUAAGCAAACAUACCUGCUUUUAAUUUAUCAAUAUUUUCAAAUAAAUGUAACAUAUGUAGACUUUUAAUGAAAGUGAUUACAAUAAAAUUAAAGCUAGUUAAACAUGAGUAGAGAAGAGUUAGCGGACAUCGUAAUCGAGGCGCUAGAAGUAUUUUUAAAUCAUAUACUAUAUUUGCGUGAUUUGUACCCGGCACAAAUUUUCAAAAAGAGACGCUUUUACAAUGCACCAGUAUAUGUUUCCAUAUUUCCGCCACUUAAUUCCUACAUACAUAACGUCUUGCGGACUGCACGAGAACUACAACAAAGAGGCGUAUUGCAAUGCGUAAUAUUACAAUUCUACCACGACGAAAUACCUUUAAAUGAGUGCUACUCAUUCAACGUUACGCAUUUUGAAGCUGAUGGCCAAAUGAUGUACGAGGCACAAUCGGCUAACGACAAAUUCCUGAUAGAGUUUGAAGAACAAUUACGCAGUUCAUUGUAUAAAUUAGCCGAGCGUUUAAAGUCAUUGGAUUCAUUGCCCAAAAGUGCUAAAUUCAAGGUAGCACUUAAUACGACUCAAGAAGCCUUUAUGCAUCUUAGCCACAAUUCAAAUUACCAGGACUUUCCUUGGCUAUGCGAUGGUUUAAACUUAGAAAGAAAUAAAAGUGAAAUUGCACUCCUUCCGCUUACCCGUUUGAAUAGUAUUGGUUUAAGAUUAAAUUUGGAAAUAUUUUAAUUAGAAAUAUACGGUAGGUGAUAUUUGCAUUUAAAAUCGUGUUA